GAAUCCGCAACUGUUGAAGAAAUCAAAGAGGAAUCCGCAACUGUUGAAGAAAUCAAAGAGGAAUCCGCAACUGUUGAAGAAAUCAAAGAGGAAUCUGCAAGUGUCGAAGAAAUCAAAGAAGAAUCCGCAGCUGUCGAAGAUACUUCCGCCCAUAGUACAACAGUCGAAGAUGAUUCCAUCCAAAGUAGUGCCAAUUCAGAAUCCUCAUUGUCACCCAUACCAUCUCCUUCGCUAUCACCACUAAAUGCAGAAGUUGCCGAUCUUCAGACACAGUUGGCUCCACUUCAAUUGAAAACAUCACAUGAAUUCACACAUUCCAUCGAUCCAACCACCGACUUUGUCGAAUUCAAUUGGAAACAUGGUGGAACAACCGUAUUUGUCACAGGUGACUUUGACGAAUGGCGCGUAACUCAUAAAAUGCAGAAAGACCCAGUCACCGGACAUUUUACUGUCAAAGUGCCAAUUGAUGUCACAAAGCAAUACCAAUUCAAAUUUGUAGUCGAUGGAGCUUGGCUUUUAAAUCGUGACUGGCCAACAAAACGCGAUGAACAUAACAAUGAAAAUCAUGUCAUUUACCCUUCUGGACCAGGUCCAUUGAACCCAGAAUACAAAGAAUAUGCUGUGUCACAAUUCAAUCUUACCGCCGCUUACUAA
Molecule: messenger RNA, 654 nt
Organism: Ambispora gerdemannii
Lineage: Eukaryota; Fungi; Glomeromycota; Glomeromycetes; Archaeosporales; Ambisporaceae
Source: the annotation of a GenBank genome assembly